GCGCCCGGUGCCCAGUGCCCGUGCGCGCCGAGGCUCCUCGCCUGCGGGCCGGCGCUCCGAGGUUCCGCGGCCUGAAGCCCUCUGCCGCCUGCCCCGCGCCUUAAGUAGGUGCGCUCCGAAACUCUCGCGCCGGUGCCGGUGCCUGUGCGUGCAGACGCUCCCGCAGCCUGGCCCGCGCGCACUAGCUACAUUUGCGGGGACCCCUUCCCUCUACCGGACCCCCGUCACCGGACAGCGCGCCGGAAUAGUCCGUGCCACCGCCACCUUCCCCGCGCUCUGCUCUCCACAGGAGCCGCAUAAUCGCUCUCGUCGGGAAGGAGAUGAUCUCUGGGGUGCUGCCUCCGUCCCCGCUCAGCUGCUUCUAGCUGGAGUAGACGCUCUCAGAGCCACACUCGGGCUCCGACCCAAACACCCAUUUGCCUCAGUCUUUGCCCAAACUCGACCCAGCCGUUCUUUUUGUGCUGUCCUCAUGGCCCAGCCUCUGCUUCUAGUUCUCUGCAUCACUCUGGUCGUGGCUCCGGACUGGGGGUCCAGCAUUCACCCCACAGGAACCAGCGCGCCUCCAGAUGUGCAGACGGCGGCGCCCACUGAGGACGACUUUCUGCAAAAUGAGGCGGACAACCAAGAGAAUGUUCUGUCGCAGUUGCUGGGAGACUAUGACAAAGUCAAGGCUGUGUCUGAGGGCUCAGACUGUCAGUGCAAGUGUGUGGUGAGACCCUUGGGCCGAGACGCCUGCCAGAGGGUGAACGAAGGGGCUUCCAGGAAGGAAGACUUCUACACCGUGGAGACCAUCACCUCGGGCUCCUCCUGCAAGUGUGCCUGUGUGGCACCCCCGUCGGCCCUCAAUCCCUGUGAGGGAGACUUUCGGCUCCAGAAGCUCCGGGAGGCAGACAGCAAGGACUUGAAGCUUUCCACCAUCAUAGACAUGCUGGAAGGAGCCUUCUAUGGCCUGGAUCUCCUAAAGCUGCAUUCAGUCACCACCAAGCUGGUGGGGCGGGUGGACAAACUGGAGGAGGAAGUUUCCAGAAACCUCACCAAAGAAAACGAACAGAUCAAAGAGGACAUGGCAGACAUUCGCGCCGAGGUAAACAGGCAGAGCAAAGAGAAUUGCUCCAAGAGUGUCCUGGACAGCGAGCCAGACAUCCGCUCAGCCCUGCAGAGGGAUACAGCGGCAGCCUACGCACACCCUGAGUAUGAGGAGCAGUUUCUGCAAGAGGAAACCGUGUCUCAGCAGAUCAACUCCAUUGAGCUCCUGCGGACUCGGCCCCUGGUUCCGCCCACAGUGGUGAAGCCCCAGCGGCCCCUGCACAGGCAGGUCCAGCUAAGGGGCCGACCAGCCUCCAAGCCCACUGUCAUUCGAGGUAUCACCUACUACAAAGCCAAGGACCCUGAGGAAGAGAACGACAUCGAAGAGCAGCAAGAUGAGUCUUUCAGCGGUGACAAUGGAGUGGAUUUGCUGAUUGAAGAUCAGCUUCUGAGACACAAUGACCUGCUGACCGGAGUCACCACGGGACCAGUCACCACCCUUCAAGGCUCUGCUGUGACAACCGACGCAGACAUUCAGUCCACCGCAGACAUUCAACCCACCGCUCAGUCUUCAGCUGCCCACGACCCUGACCCCACUCUCUCGACCUCAGUUGGGCAAUUCUCAACAUCCCCCCAGACCACCUCAGUGCUGCCAGAGCCUGAAGGGGAAGCAGUCCUCAGACCCACGCAAGGACCAGCCACCACUGUGGCCAGCACGGCCACCCAGACCCCCACUGCUGCAGCUUCUCCGUCAAUGGCUCCUGAGUACGAAUUUGUGGACACCACAUACACAGUGCCUAUGCCUCCCACCGUGGGUGGCACAGACUCACUGGAAAGCGAUGUCACAACUGGGCAGCGCACAGCUCCCGCCAGCCCCACAUUGAGCCCCGAAGAGGAAGACGACAUCCGGAAUGUCAUAGGAAGGUGCAAGGACACCCUUUCCACCAUCACCGGGCCGACCACCCAGAAUACGUACGGGCGGAACGAGGGGGCCUGGAUGAAGGACCCACUGGCCAAGGAUGAGCGGAUUUAUGUCACCAAUUACUACUAUGGCAACACACUGGUAGAGUUCCGGAACCUGGAGAACUUCAAACAAGGUCGCUGGAGCAAUUCCUACAAGCUGCCCUACAGCUGGAUCGGCACAGGCCACGUGGUAUACAACGGCGCCUUCUACUACAACCGGGCCUUCACCCGCAACAUCAUCAAGUACGACCUCAAGCAGCGCUACGUGGCUGCCUGGGCCAUGCUGCACGACGUGGCCUACGAAGAGGCCACACCCUGGCGGUGGCAGGGCUACUCAGAUGUGGACUUCGCCGUGGACGAGAACGGCCUGUGGCUUAUCUACCCCGCCCUGGAUGACGAGGGCUUCAGCCAGGAGGUGAUCGUCUUGAGCAAGCUCAAUGCCGUGGACCUGAGCACGCAGAAGGAGACCACGUGGCGCACGGGGCUGCGGCGCCACCUCUUCGGGAACUGCUUCGUCAUCUGCGGGGUGCUGUACGCGGUGGACAGCUCCAACCAGCGCAACGCCAACAUCUCCUAUGCCUUCGACACCCACACCAACACACAGAUCGUCCCCAGGCUGCUGUUUGAAAAUGAGUACUCCUACACCACCCAGGUGGACUACAACCCCAAGGACCGCCUGCUGUACGCCUGGGACAACGGCCACCAGGUCACCUACCACGUCAUCUUUGCCUACUGACCCCCGCCCCUGCGAGCAGACGUGCAGGGGGCUGCUGGCACUGUGUGUGUGUGCGUGUGCGUGCGUGUGGGUGUGCAGAUG
Messenger RNA from Condylura cristata (star-nosed mole), 2806 nucleotides. It is a transcript of the gene OLFML2B, whose product is annotated as olfactomedin-like 2B. The record is from RefSeq and is a predicted model, not a curated record. Gene Ontology annotation, biological process: signal transduction. Bases 470 to 2725 code for a protein of 751 amino acids. The transcript is spliced from 8 exons. NCBI's taxonomy places the organism in Eukaryota, Metazoa, Chordata, Mammalia, Eulipotyphla, Talpidae.